Quercus lobata is the source of this 1098-nucleotide messenger RNA. RefSeq lists its product as uncharacterized. The record is from RefSeq and is a predicted model, not a curated record. Bases 1 to 1098 code for a protein of 365 amino acids. NCBI's taxonomy places the organism in Eukaryota, Viridiplantae, Streptophyta, Magnoliopsida, Fagales, Fagaceae. The transcript is spliced from 2 exons.
AUGGGUCUUAAGAGAAAGCCCCCGAUCAGCUUAUUCGACCUCAUUGAGGGUCAGCCGGGGAAGGGUGCACAGGGAAAUCCACAAUCCAGUGUUCCAACUCCCCCACCCCAGGCCCAGCCUGUCCAGACUAGAUCUUCCUCUUCCAAGUCGCAGCCACAAUCUCCCCGCCCGAAACUUCCUGCUCCUCCUCAAUCAGCUCUACCUCCUCGGCUUGAGCCCACUGACUCAAAGAGAAAGAGGAGUCCCAAGGGUAAGGAACCAAUGGAUGGGGGAAAAUCCCAAUCCUCUCAGGAGGGGGAUAAAGCCCCGCGAGCCCAAAAUCAGUUAAAGAUCGGGCAUCAAGGCCAGGGGAAAGGGAUCGAUGCCCAAUCCGCACUAAGUGCUUGGCUUCCCGCCCCAAUGCUCCACGGGGAGCCAUUACUAGAAGACGCAUCCAUGAGGAACCUUAGAGAUGGCGAAGGUGGUUAUGUGGCCGACGCGCUAGAGAAGGCCCUGCUACUUCCCACUAAUAUGGGAGAGUUGAAGAAUAUGAGGAUGCAGAAGGUUACCCUCAGCGUGAAGAGGUACCUAGGUAUGGCUAUCCAGGCUAUCCAGGCUACCUAUAUGAUGGAGGAAGAAGUUGAGCAGAGUAAGACCGCAGAGCUUGAGCAUAAUAAACGUAUAGAUGCUGCGCGAACCCUCAAACAUUUCGAGUCCGACCUCGCGAAGGCUAGGGAGGACUUAAAGGAGGCAACCCGAUCCAGGGAUAGUGCUGAGGCAGGCUUGACUGGUGCCCAAAAACAGGUCGAGGAACAGACGAGGCACCUUCUUGCUGCCGAGGAGCAAUUGGAGAUUACCAAGGAACAGAUCAGUGAUUUAAAGAAGAAGCUGAUCGAAGCAGACAAUGCUAAGGGCUUGGCGGAAUUUGCUAGGGAUGAAGCCGUGAGGGCCAAGAUGGAGGCUGAGUUUGCCAGUACUGAGGCCGAAACUGCUAAGGACAAGGCCGAGGAGGAGGGCUACGAGGCGGGGGUGGCUAAAACCCAGACUCUCCUUAAAGCUCAAAUCCUUGGAGUAUGCAGGCUAUACUGCUCACAGGUUUGGGACGAGACCCUUAAAUAA